Molecule: messenger RNA, 870 nt
Organism: Fusarium musae
Lineage: Eukaryota; Fungi; Ascomycota; Sordariomycetes; Hypocreales; Nectriaceae
Exons: 2
Coding region: 1-870 (289 amino acids)
Molecular function (GO): oxidoreductase activity
Source: RefSeq, a predicted model, not a curated record
AUGACGCAGCUAAAUCACAUAGCAACAUCUGCCACGACCACCUCAUUAGUAGCCCAAGACUGCCUCAGUCUCCGAAACACGACAACCAGUAUUCCUCUUCUCGGGUUCGGCACCUACAAAAUUCGCGGUCAAACAUGCACUACCGCAGUUUUGGCAGCACUUUCAGCGGGCUACAGCCACAUUGACUCAGCUGCGUUAUAUCGCAAUGAGGUGUGCGUCUACGAGGCCAUCGAACAGUCUGGUGUGCCUCGUGAAGCGAUUUUCCUUACUACGAAAGUCGGGAGUCCACGAAGGAUGUCAGGCCAGGGUGACGUGUAUCAAGAUGUUGUCAAAACUGUGGACCGUAUCGCUGGAGUAGACGGAUACGUAGACUUACUGUUGAUGCACGUUCCUGGACCAUCCACAGAUUACCGUCAGAGAUUAUGGGCAGCGAUGGAAAUGGUUAAGAGCAGGGGGAGAGCCAAAAGUAUUGGUGUCAGCAACUUUCGAGUCCGGCAUCUCGAAGAACUGAAGGAGUAUGCCACUGAAUGGCCUCCAAGUGCGAACCAAAUCGAGCAACGAGAUGUCGUGACUUACUGUCAGGACAACGGUAUUGUUAUCGAGGCAUACAGCCCGCUUGCAACUGGUACUCGGCUUGAUGACCCAGAAGUACAAAGGGUAGCAUCAAAGCAUGACAAGACUCCAGCAAAGAUCCUUAUCCGGUAUUCACUCCAGAAAGGCUGGAUACCUCUACCCAAGAGCUCAUAUCCGGAUCGCAUUCAAGAGAAUAUUAUGGUUUUUGAUUUUGCUCUCGACACAGAUGACAUGGUAGCUUUGGAUGCGCUAGACGAAGGGCCCGCAGGUGCUGUUUUUCGAAUGAAUGUUGAUUAA